Molecule: messenger RNA, 971 nt
Organism: Scophthalmus maximus (turbot)
Lineage: Eukaryota; Metazoa; Chordata; Actinopteri; Pleuronectiformes; Scophthalmidae
Gene: glod5
Product: glyoxalase domain containing 5
Exons: 4
Coding region: 106-618 (170 amino acids)
Source: RefSeq, a predicted model, not a curated record
GGCUGCGCCAGGUGCGGACGCUGGUUGAGUGUGGUGCUGUCGUGUUCACAGUUCACGGGGCAGAGGAACCAGGAAGUGUCGCAGUCCGGACCCCGGUGAGUGAGGAUGGCGCUGCGGACUGUCGCGAGCCGCCUGUGGCAUUUUCAGAGGCACAGUUUCCAGAUCGUCUCCGUUCAAACUCCGGGAGCUGUCACAUUCAAAAGCACCUGCCCGGUCGGUCUGAGUCAUCUGGACCAUCUGGUCCUCACAGUGAAAAGUGUCCCGGACACCAUCCACUUCUACACCUCCGUCCUCGGCAUGGAGGUGGUCACUUUCAAGGGAAACCGUAAGGCUCUGAGUUUUGGGCAGCAGAAGUUUAACCUUCACCAGCUGGGUCAGGAGUUUGAGCCAAAAGCCAAGCAUCCGACCUCAGGCUCUGCAGACCUGUGCCUCAUCACCAACACCCCUCUGGCCACAGUGGCUGCGCAUUUGAAGGUUUGUGGAGUAGAGAUAGAGGAGGGUCCGGUGGAGAGGAGCGGGGCUGUGGGGCCCAUCACCUCUCUGUACUUCAGAGAUCCAGACCACAAUCUCAUUGAAGUGUCAAACUAUAACCAGUCAUCAUCAGAGGGCUCGUCUUGAGAACAUCCGAACCCUGAUGAACUCUACUCUGCUCUGUGACUGUUUCAGCUGUGAGGUUUUGAGAGGAAGAAGACUGUACUGUACUGUACUGUACUGUACUGUACAACACACACUGAGAUUAGGGUAGAUAACAUCAGUUGGCUAUGCACACAAACAGUUCACGUAUAGUUCUGCUACAUUAAUCAUGUGUGAAUAUAGCUGUUUUAUCUAUUAUAGUAAAACUGAAAGUGAGAAAUGAUCAUAUCCUGAAGAUGUUGGGUGACACUUUGUCGUCUAAAGGGAAGAAUGUUCUUAUUCUGUGAAGAGAAUCUGUUGUAAGAACCAUGGCUCAAAAUAAAAGGCUCUUCUAUUUA